AUGCGCCAGACUGGACAAUCCAACGCUUCCGAAAACAGUGUACUCGUCAACUUCCUUUUAAUGAAUGUAAAAGGUCUCACAGCUAUGGCUGUGCAACUGAAAGCAACACAGAGUUUAGCUGCAGCAGAUGCAACUACAACCAAUCAGGACACAGAAAUGGAAGGCACGGGUGUAUUCAACAGACAUACCAGGAUUUAUCCACUUUCUAAUCUGGAUGCAGAGGAAGUGAAGCGCAGGGUGAACAGCUUUAGCAGGAAUAAGUCCCAAUGA
Molecule: messenger RNA, 270 nt
Organism: Sphaeroforma arctica JP610
Lineage: Eukaryota; Ichthyosporea; Ichthyophonida
Exons: 1
Coding region: 1-270 (89 amino acids)
Source: RefSeq, a predicted model, not a curated record